ACUGGUCCAAAUAGAGCGAAGAAGAAAGCGAUUUCGCUCUACAGGCAGAAUUCAGUUUGGAGCAACUGAAUAUGAUUUAAUGUGUACUACAUUUUAUUUAGCUCUAAGUCAGAUGCAAAUUACUCUAUCGUGUUUACUGAGUGAAAUCAUACUUAUGCAAAUGAGUCUCUACUUUUUUUUAAAAAACAUCAUUUUCCCAUUUGUAGCUUAAAUGCAGGGUGAAAGUGACACGCUUUUGCCCUCUCCUUUGCUCUUUGCACUUUGGAUUGCUGUAAAACUGACAUUAUGUUAAUCCAUAAACUCCUGAUUUAACUAGAAAUGAUUAAACUGCACGCGGUUUUGCAGAAGCACGUGACCUUUCCUUCUGAGACGCGGAGCACACAACCGGGACUUAUACGAAAAAAUAAAAAAAACAUCGAAAAUGCAUGUAGUGAUCAGGAAAUUCCAGCCCUCUGACUGUGAAGCAGUGAAAACUAUAUUUAAAGAUGGGAUCCAUGAGCAAAUUAUUCCAACAUUCAUCCAUGCCAUGUCCCACCCGCUCCAUAUUACCCUGACUCUGUGCUUGUGCAUUAUGGGCUAUGUCCUGGGUGGAGAAUCAAUUGUCAUGGCUCUGCUGGCUGGAGCGUCCUGGAUUGGCCUGAUGUUCUACCUCUGCUAUGAGUUCUACGCUGGGUAUGUCCGACUGAAGCUGAGCACAGACAUGCUGGACAUUUCAAGCAAUUACAUUAAAAUCCCAGACAACUGCUUCUGGGUUGCAGAAGCUGAGGUCAGUGGACGUCCCCUGGUGGUGGGUAUGGUGGCUUUAGAGGGCAAAAAGCUCCCAAGCAUUGCUGGGCAAAAGUACGGAGAGAUUUUCCGAAUGAGCGUGUCUUCUAAGUGUCGUCAAACCGGUGUUGGGUCGCGCCUGGCGAUAGUAGCUGUGGACUUUUGUAAACAACGUGGGUUUUCAAAAGUUGUGCUUCAUACUAGCUCGACUCAGAGGCCAGCUGUCGCCCUUUACUUUAAGAUGGGCUUUACACUUGUGGGAAACAACCAAGAACAGGAUUGUCCCUGGUGGAUACUCACACUGAUCAGAGUUAAGAUUCUGAAAAUGGAGAAAAUCCUUUAAACUUAAUCCACUGAGAUACACAAUAUGAGCAAAGUUUGUCAAUACUUGACCACCACCCCCUAUAUGUGCAUUCUGAACAUCCCUUUCAGGACUUUGCUUAAGUUGGCGCCUUUAAUACGUUAGUGACCAGAUUUUCUAUGUGACAUUCAUCUCAUUAAAAAAAACAACAACUAAAAACCAGUUCCACUAGUAGUUUCAUUUUGCAUAUGAAAACACAAUACAGACAUCAGAUUUGAAUUAGUUUUUCCAGAAGAUACAUUUUUUUUUUAAAUGAAUUUGUUAAAAUUAAGUCAAACUCCAAACCAGAUACAAGACAUAGAUUCAGCAAGCCAUAACCAGAUUUUUUCGUUUUGUGGUGGUUAUAUCAAUCUAUUCUGUAGUUUUUUAUUAUUAUUAUUCAACCACUCACAUAAUACUUUUUUCCACUUUUUUCCAUUUUCCAUGAAUCAGUUAUUACCUUUUUCCUCUAUUGAAAAAAAAUCAUUAGGUCUAUAGUUGUUACGGUUGUGUCUGAGCUGGCUGCGACUCUGAAAGUCUCAUCUCACUUAUUCUUGUUCAGUUUUCUCCAAUACGCAUCAGAGAAUAUACGUCACACAGACCCCAGGACGUGUAUGAAAGAUAUCCGAAGUUUAAUAAAAAAAGAUUGAGAAUACAUAUAUAGACCACAGUGACGACUAUGAGACUAUUGCGUUGCAGAUCAGUACAUGA
Silurus meridionalis is the source of this 1816-nucleotide messenger RNA. It is a transcript of the gene nat8l2, whose product is annotated as N-acetyltransferase 8-like 2. NCBI's taxonomy places the organism in Eukaryota, Metazoa, Chordata, Actinopteri, Siluriformes, Siluridae. The coding region runs from base 422 to 1108 and encodes 228 amino acids. The record is from RefSeq and is a predicted model, not a curated record. Gene Ontology annotation, molecular function: N-acetyltransferase activity. The transcript has 2 exons.